AUGGAUCUUCCAAAAGAAGUUCAGAUAAAGUAUUCCGGUGUUUCAGGUGGCAUUGCAGGUUGCUUCACUCGAAUGAUCUGCCAACCGUUGGACGUGGUGAAGAUUCGCUUACAGCUUCAAGUAGAACCGAUCGAUGUCAUAUCGAGGUCUUCCAAAUAUCGCACCAUACCGCAGACCGUGGUUAGAAUCUUCGCCGAAGAAGGUGUAAUGGCCUUCUGGAAGGGUCACGUUGCUGCUCAAAUGCUGUCGAUGAUGCAGGGCCUAACUCAGUUCGCAUUUUAUGAACGAUUUAAUCGGGUCUUGCGUGAAUCCACCCUAUUCGAGGGUCAUGACCGUACGAGAAAUUUCGUGUGUGGAGCUGGCAGUGGAUCGUUUGCCACGUUGAUCGUGAUGCCAUUAGAUGUCAUAAGAACGAGAUUUGUGGCUCAGGACUCAGUCGGUAUUUACCGGAACACGUUGCAUGCGUUCGAGCAAAUCCGCUAUCAAGAAGGCAUUCGAGGAUUGUAUCGCGGACUUGGGCCGGCCAUACUCCAGAGCGCACCACUAACUGGUGGGCAGUUUAUGUUUUAUAACUUGUUUGGAAAUGUAACAAAAAGGAUCAAAGACAUGCCUUCGGAGGCAAUGCUAGCUCCCAUAGAAUUACUUGGAUGUGGUGCCCUUUCUGGAAUUUGUACAAAACUUCUCCUUUAUCCGUUGGAUUUAACCAAGCACAGAUUACAAAUUCAGGGAUUCUCCAAGGGCAGACAGACAUUUGGACAGCACUUCGUCUGCAGUAACAUGUUACAGUGUAUGCACAAGACUGCAUGUGAAGAAGGAGUUCGGGGGCUUUAUAAAGGAAUUAGUCCAGGUUUGUUAAAAGUUGGUUUCAGUUCGGCAAUAUUUUUCACUGUUUAUGAUGAAAUGCUUUAUGUACUAAAUAGAAAACAUAACAACUAUUGA
Molecule: messenger RNA, 939 nt
Organism: Malaya genurostris
Lineage: Eukaryota; Metazoa; Arthropoda; Insecta; Diptera; Culicidae
Product: mitochondrial thiamine pyrophosphate carrier-like
Exons: 1
Coding region: 1-939 (312 amino acids)
Biological process (GO): thiamine pyrophosphate transmembrane transport
Cellular component (GO): mitochondrial inner membrane
Molecular function (GO): thiamine transmembrane transporter activity
Source: RefSeq, a predicted model, not a curated record